Molecule: messenger RNA, 1377 nt
Organism: Kwoniella botswanensis
Lineage: Eukaryota; Fungi; Basidiomycota; Tremellomycetes; Tremellales; Cryptococcaceae
Exons: 2
Coding region: 1-1377 (458 amino acids)
Source: RefSeq, a predicted model, not a curated record
AUGUCAGAAGAUAACAAGCAACAAUCACAAGCACAAACCCCUCAACCUGGUACUCCGUCCGGUGAAGAGGAGAAGAAAGAAAGAAGAGACUCAUAUCAUGAUCCGUUUAGUAGUGAUGAAGAGAACGAGAAUCGAAGUGAACAAGGUGGAGAUGAUGAGUUGAGAGGUGAGAAUCGUGCCCAAGACGACAAAGAGGACGGUGCUGGUAGAUCGGAAGAGAAAGAAGAAGAUGACCGAACCAGAGAUAAUGAUCAACGUCCUCAGCAAGAGGAAGAGAAAGAUGAAGAGGACGAUCAAAACAAGAGUGAUGAUCUUUCCUAUCAUCCCAAUCAAGGCGAUUCACCCAGUGAUUCCAAAAAUACCGACAUUCAAGAGGAUAAUACCAACAAAAACGAUGAUGAAAGUUCACCUUCAACCCACAAAGAAGAUUCUACCUCACCCGAUAAUCAAUCUGAUACCUCUCGUACUUCCACGCCCAACGACGAAGCUCCUGCCACACCCCCUCAGCCCAACAAGAACGAUAACGCUCAACAACCUGCUCCCGCUACUCACGAUGACCAAGGUCGACAUUCCAAAUACUCUGACAGGGAAGAGAAACUACGUGAAUUCGAGCAUUCCAAACCCUCCAAUUUCCCCGAGAACGACCGAGAACAAGAACUACAAAGAGUCGUCAAUCGUAAACCUGGUUCCAGGGAGUUGCAUCAAAAAGGUCAAGGUAGACCGAAAGAUACUCCUUCAACAGAGUAUGAAGCGAAAGAUCCUUCCAAGCAACGGGGUCAACAAGGUUUGGGUGGUGUGACUGAUAAUUUAGGUAAUCUCGGUGGGGCCACGGAUCAAUUGGGUAAUCUCGGUGAAGUCACAGACCAACUUGGUAAUGUAGGUCAAGUGGGUGAUAUUGGUGGACAGGUCGGAGAUCAAGUUGGAGGAGUGGCUGGACAACUGGGUGAUCAGGUCGGAGGAGUAGCAGGGCAAGUAGGUGACGUAGCUGGAGAAGUGGGUGAUACGGUAGGGGGAGUAACCGAUCAAGUAGGUAAUGUCGCGGGAGGUCUGGGGGAUACAGUCGGUGGAUUGGGUGAUCAAGUAGGUCAAACUGCUCAAGGUUUAGGGGAUACCGUUGGAGAGAUAUCAAAUGGUUUAGGUGAUACUUCCAAACAACUCAGUAAAUCAGUUAAGAACGUUGGCGACAAUGCACUCAAACCGCUUAAACAAAAGGGAGGUCUGUUGGGAGGAAAGAAAGGUGGUUUGUUAGGUAAAGGCGGUGAGGGCGACGAGGAGAAUGAGAAAGGAGCACUGAAAAUUAGGAUUCAGUUGGAUAUCGAUGUGGAAGUUCAUCUCAGUGCGAGAGUUAAAGGUGAUAUCACGAUUGGGCUGUGGUGA